Molecule: messenger RNA, 2422 nt
Organism: Schistosoma turkestanicum
Lineage: Eukaryota; Metazoa; Platyhelminthes; Trematoda; Strigeidida; Schistosomatidae
Source: the annotation of a GenBank genome assembly
AAUUAGCUUAUCUAUUACUAUCAAUUCGUGUUCAAUUGAAAAAAAUGGCAUUUGAUGCUUUUGGUAUUCCAACUAUGAACACAAUGCCUGUCGAUGUACAGAAUAAUUCUUUCUCUUCAACUGAUAUCUCUAUCAGUUAUCAUCAUCCAUUCAAUGGAUUGAUGAAUUCUACCAAUAAUAAUGAUCAACAAUUAUUCAAAUCAUCAUUGACAAUCUCACCACCCAUAUCUCCUCAACCUAUGGCAUCAAACGAUUUUCAAUCCAAAUGUAAAUUGAAUCAAUCAUGGACUACUACUCUGUCUAAUAAACAUUCAUUUCGUGUUUGGCGUUGGGCUACAUUAUGCUUUAUUAUGGAUCAUAUAAUGCGAGUUGUUGCACAUGAACAUUGUAAUGCAGUGACUUAUCAAUGUAUAGCUAUCUGUUUUGGUCCGGUUUUCUUUGGGAAUUCAUCAAAACUGCCAAAAUUAAAUGAGGUUCUUGAACAUUUAUUUCGACAUUGGUAUUGGCUUAUUGACAAUUUGCCAAUGAUUACAAAUGAUUCAUUAACAAAUAUCGAUUUGAGUAGUAUAAAUAAUGAACCAACUUUAUUGGAUGCUAUAACUUAUUUAACUGCUAAUAAUACUACUGCUACUACCACUACUGGUACUACUACAGCCGCAGCAAAGUUUAAACAUCACAAAAAAUCAAUUUUCCAAGAUCAUAAUCGUCAUCAUCACCGUUAUUAUUAUCAUCAGCCUAUUCAACGAUCAGAUAUGACACAUGAAACAAUCAAUAAUAAUGAUAGUUUGUCUUCGCCUACUAUUAAUUCGUCUGCUUCUUCUACACAACAUAAAUCAACUGAUGUUGUUCAUGUUGAAAAACAAUCUUCUACAUUAUCGUCAUCAUCAUCAACAUCGUCGUCGUCUGGUGAACAUGAGCAACAAGCUGUGGUGGAGCAUGAUUUAACUGUGAAUCGAUUUGAUAAUGAAGAUGAAUUGAAUGAAGAAGUUAUUAAACAAGUUCGUUCUUUAUGGUUAAAAGCUUUGGAGAAAGCUUUGAAUGCUCAAUCACAUAAGAAUGCACAAAUAAAUGAGAAAUCCACUGAUUCUACAAAAAUGGUAGAUCAUUCUAACAUGAUCGCUAGUACUACUACGACUACUACUACCACAACCACUUCACUACUACAUCGUACAACAUCAGCACUUCCAAAAAAAUCAACCAGACAAAAUGAACGAAAAGGUGGUGGUGCUGGACGAUUAACUGUGGAUGUUGUGUCAAAUUCUACACCACCAGCUCCUGCUCCUCCUGCUCCUCCAACGUAUUCAUCACCAACAUUUGACUAUUGUUGCAUUUCACCGCCAGCACGUUUUUUGUAUGCCAAGAAUCAACAAGACGUAUCAUUGUCAUCAUCAUCAUUAUCCUCAGCACCGCCACCACUGACAUCAUCGUUGUCUUCAUCAACUCCUACUCCUCAGUGUGAUUUAAUGAUGAUUGUUCGACGACCUGUUAUUCCUGUAACAACUACAACUAUUUCAUAAGAAGAAUUACCAUCUAUCUAUCUAUCUAUCUACUCACUAUCGUUGUGACCAAACACUAUGACCAUUGUCAAUUGUGUGUUACUGUGUUUGUUUUUUCUUGUUUCGUGUGUGUGUGCGUGCGUUUGUGUGUAAACCUUGUUUGCUCCUUGUUCUGUUUCUGUUUUCUUCACUUUUCACUUGAUUUUGUGUGUUUCUUGCUUGUUUUUAGUUGAAUAUGCCAACUAUCAGUUAAUCGGUUUAUCCACUGUCUAUACAAAAUGCACUUCCUAUCGUCGCACCGACUCCGGUAGAUCUGUUUUUUUUUUAAGGUGUUCAAUUAUUUUAUUUUAGAGAGAGAUAAAACAAUACCCGGUUUUGUGUGUGUGUGUGUGUACGUAUGUUUGUGUACGUCUUUAUUCUGUUCUUUUUUCUUGUGUAUAAAGUUUUUAUUCUGUCAACGUUUCUUUUCAAACAUUGUGUUUCUUUAUUUCGUGUUUCAAUCUUUGUCAACAUUUCUUUAACACUCGACUGCAUAUUUUCUUAUCUGAACGAACGUGUUGUUGUUUUUUUUUAAUAAAACACUUUCCUUUCCAAUGUCAUGUAUUAUUUAAUAACUGAUCAAUUGAUCGGUCUCCUUUAACUACUCCCUCCAUGAGUUCGAAACAAAGCGAGCAACACUUCUACCAAAUUUUGAUUUACAUUAUUUCACAAAAAGCUACUUAUUAUUUAUAUGAGUAGUUUGUUUGAUAUUUUCAAAAUAGAGAAAAUGUUCUUUUCUCAAACCAAAUACGCACAAUUAUUUUGAUUAUUUAGAAGAAAAAUAAAUUUCUGUCAUCAAAUUUUCAAUUCAACUUGAUCCACAUCUCUCAAUAUAUCACUAUUGUUCUAUGAUUAUUGUAAUCUACCUCGGAUUAUUUCAUUUAUUA